This is a messenger RNA of Colletotrichum abscissum, 624 nucleotides long. RefSeq lists its product as uncharacterized. The record is from RefSeq and is a predicted model, not a curated record. The transcript has a single exon. Lineage: Eukaryota; Fungi; Ascomycota; Sordariomycetes; Glomerellales; Glomerellaceae. Bases 1 to 624 code for a protein of 207 amino acids.
AUGGCCGUCGCCUCGCCUCAAACGGAGACAUUCUCCGUCUUUCUGCAGGGAUACCUUUCACGCCCUGAUCACUUCUUCGAAGUAGUCUCGCCCGGCAGCAAUUCGCAACCACCCAACCUGAUCCGAAAACGAUUCAUCUUCAAACAGGCCUCUUUUAGCGGAUUCACGACCGAUCUCGAUCCGAGUUUGAACCCCAUGCAUGGACAGAUUGGUCUCUAUGUCUCAGGCUUGACGGACCCAGAGGUCCAAAAACUAGACGACUUUACACGGAAUGUAGUCAUGUCGACAUGCAUGAAAAUGCAAGGCAAGGUGUCACUCAUGUGCAACCACGGAACGGUCUGUAUGAGGGAGGUUACUCUUUGGUUAGGGAUCCCGAGGAAUCAAGUGACACAAACCUCGAACGAUAUUCAGAAUCAACAAUUUGCUGGUCACGGAAGUGGACCUAGGGCCGGAAAUUCCAGCAACAUAGCGAACCAAGCAGCUCAACCCUGGGAUGGAUUCCAAAACCAGAUCGACAACGGGAAUGGAUCCUCAUCAUCCUUCGGCAACGUUCCAAAUAGUACCGUUGGAAACAACAGCCAAAACCUGAGCCAAGAUCUCAACGGCGCUGCACGGGCUGCUUGA